Messenger RNA from Cydia splendana, 3437 nucleotides. RefSeq names its product BRCA2-interacting transcriptional repressor EMSY. NCBI's taxonomy places the organism in Eukaryota, Metazoa, Arthropoda, Insecta, Lepidoptera, Tortricidae. Gene Ontology annotation, biological process: regulation of DNA-templated transcription. The record is from RefSeq and is a predicted model, not a curated record. Gene Ontology annotation, cellular component: nucleoplasm. The transcript is spliced from 6 exons. The coding region runs from base 154 to 3039 and encodes 961 amino acids.
GCAUCUACUUGCUUGAAGUGUCAAAAUGAACGAAAUUGUCGUUUGAAGUGAAGUAAACAGUAUGGAUAUUUGCCAAUUGAGAAUUUCUUAAAAUAUGGUUAUAUUAUUAUAAUCAAACAGUGGAUUAACAGUGUUUAAUAAAACGGCCCAAUAAUGUGGCCAAUGCUUCUAAACAUGACGCACGACGAAUGUCGUCGAACGCUUCGCAGACUUGAAUUGGAAGCCUACUCGAAUAUGAUCAGUGUGUUUAGAGCACAAGGGGCUUUGGAAGACAACAGAAAAAAGUUGCUUGAGGAACUGCGCGCCGUUUUGCAUAUUAGCAGCGAUCGUCACAGCGCGGAGGCGCGACGCGUCUCUAAUGACGAGUUGUUGGCUACUAUUGCACAUCAGUUAACAGGUCCAAACACAGGAUUAGGAUGGAUCAGCGAAGGCAGAAGAAGAGUGCCCCUGAUGCCUCGCGGCAUUCCACAGACCGCCUACACAGAGAUUGCGGAUAGAGCAGCGGAAGCCAUCAAGGAGGAAAACAAAGAAAUCUUGAAGAAAUUAGAAGCUGAGAAGCUGGUGGCUCCUAAAUCUAGUGAAGAGGAGAUGCCGGACCCGGAGGGAGAAACGGCAGAGGGGGCACUGCAGACAAAUGACAUGAUGGAUGAGAUGCUAUACCCUCCUAUUGCCAUGGAAGAUCAAACUUCAAAACUUUGGGAGACUGAACUUGUCAACCGAAAAAGAAAAAUACCUGAGGGUGGUUCAAUACCAGAUGAUGCCACAACACCGGUGAAAAAUAUGAGGAACAUCCCAGCUAACACGAAUCAGAAACAUCUUAAUCUGUCACAGAUUUACUCAAAAUAUUCACAGCCUGCUACAAGUAAAUCAUCGGGGCAAUCAAAACACUCCUACAACCAAGUGAGCAAAGUGUCCACAAGUAAAUCAAGUCACCCACACCAACCGCGGGCCCACAAACACCGCGCGCACAAGCAGAAGGCUCCCGGCCAGCGCCAGCCCAAGAAGGCACAGGAGAUCCCCGGCUCCCCCGGCAAGCGUUACCCGCCCGACUAUGCUGGACCACCAGGCACUUUCCAGGCUACCUAUGCUCAGUCAGUACUCGGCGGCAAAACCAAGCCGGACUACAUGGAUGAACUCAAGCCCAAAGUGCUCUCCUCACCUGGCAUGCUCACGGACUCCCCGACUAUGGCGCUACUGACCCAGCCGGCUACAGUCCCGCACGAACUGGGCGUGUCCGACAGCCCCGACCCCGCCUCCCUCCAAGCCCAAACCCCGGUGUCCAAACACGGCGUGCCCAAACCUCACCAACUCCUACUAAAGGGCCGCCGGCCGGAGCCGCCGCCCGAUAAGAAACCACCAGAAAUGAAAAUCCUACAGAAACCAGAGGGAAUCAAAGUCCUCUCGAACCGUCAGGUGGUCGUCGCAGCGAGCUCUACUCAAAAGGCGAUUAAUCCGGCUGGAAAAAUCGUCACUACCAAGCUGAUAGGGCCCGUUACCAAACAGACGACGCCUGCACCCAUGUCUGAUAAGAUGAUCAUAGUAUCCAAACCUCCAGACCAUAAGAAUUUGAAUUCUAAGAUAAUCAUAACGUCGUCCGCUAUGCGCACCCCGAGUAAGGAUUCGGCACCGGUUGCGCCGCGUACGGAAACGUUUACGCCUAAAGGCAUCCCCGCCACCGACUUGAAAGUCUCCGCCAAAACCUUUGUCCUCAACCAAAAACCCGGUCAAAAGAUGGUCGUGUUACCCGCCAAGUCGCGAACGAAAGCGGGGUCGGAGGUCCAGCUGCCGCUCUUGCAUUUCAAAGGGAUUCCGACUGGUAUGAAGUUGGUCCCGGUCAGUUCCCAAUCGCUCACUCAAGCCACUAAAUCGCCUGCCGUCACUGUCGUGUCGAAACCAGCCAGUGCGGUCAGUACUCCAGCACCAGUCACCAAGGUAGUAGGCGCGGAGACCAUCAAAACCGCCAAUUUGGCCGACAUUGUCCCUGUGAAAGGACUCACCCCAGUGUCCACCACCAAAAUCUCUAACCCUAUCGUAAGACCCGCGAGCGCAAAAGGCAGCGUCAUCGUCGUUCAAAAAGGCGCGACGAUAGGUAAAGCUUUAUCGUUUACAAAAAACGGUAACGACAUGUCAAAAAUAAUCAUGGGUAAGAACGUGAACCAGCUGUUACAAGCCUCCAAGCCAGAGCAGGCGGAAGCGAGCAAGUGUCCGGGAAACGUGAUCGUUCUAGAGUUAAACAAUGAUCAAUCAGGCCGGACGACAACUAUGUCGGAGAUCUUAGACAGUCGAGGCAGCGCGGCUCGCCUUUCCGACGAAAACAAAAAAUCCCAGGCGAUAACUCAGGACACACCUGUUAUGUUCGAUUCCCAAAUGUCAGAGGACACGUGCAACGCGAGCAUAGAUUCUGCGUCGGAAAGUAUAGGCGACAUCGUACCUAUGGAAGAAUCAGGUUUGGCCAUUAUAAAAGAUGAAGACACCAAACCUAACUUUAACAAAGAUUCUGAAGGCGUGAAGGAUUCUUCGAGCGUUACCGACUGGGAGAUGGAACUCGACACGGUGUCGAGAAAAGGGAAGGAUGAGGAAGACAAACUGAACUCUCUACACCUGGACCUGGGCAUGUCUAGCGACAGUGACAGCGAGUACAUGGUCGACAACCGGAAGGCUAAGGCGAAGCACUCGCAAGAGACGAUACAACGGGCGACGCCCAGUGGGGAAAGGAGCGAAAUGUAUAGUUCUAGCGCGAUGUCAAAAGCAACUCGAACGUUACUCAGCCAGCUCCAAGACGAGGGUUCAUCGAGCAACGACUCGUCGUUCGCGCUCAAAUCUAAAAGCGCGGCGAAGAACCCAGCGGAGGCGGAUGCUCUCACCGUCGCCAAAGAAAAGUUGUCGGAGAAAGUCGCCGAAGCGCGGUCGCGCCACAAGCGCAUCGACGUAUUCAGCACCGCUAUCAGUACCAACGAUAUGAGUCUCGACGAGUUCCCGUAUCUAGAGGAAAGCAUCAUGGCCGACGACGAGCCGAGCCCGACCGACAACAAACAGUGAAACAGACACUUUUAAGACAUAUAAUGUGAUGUGAAGUGAUAGGCGAGGGGUAAACUUUGUAUGACGUUUUUUUUGUAAUUUAUUCUGUGAAAUCAUUGACAGUUUUGGCCGGUCUAUUUUGUGAGAAUGUAUUACUCGUCAAUUCCCUUGGAAUGAAGAGGCUAAGUAAUUCGAAAUGAUUCGAGUUCAAAUCUCAUUUCGAUAAUGUACAGCCUUUUAAAGGAAUGAGUUACGCACUUGUUCUUAUUACAUUUUGGAUUGUUUGAUAGCCCUUGCAUUUAACGGUAAUUUUUCAGAAAUAUAUCAACCGCUACUAUAUUUGAUAUACUCGUGUUGGUAUAUUUUUGGAGUGAACUAUAUACAUAAUUAUCUGUUAAUGUUUAUAGAUAAAAUAUAUA